Molecule: messenger RNA, 3274 nt
Organism: Choloepus didactylus (southern two-toed sloth)
Lineage: Eukaryota; Metazoa; Chordata; Mammalia; Pilosa; Megalonychidae
Gene: PRG4
Product: proteoglycan 4
Exons: 12
Coding region: 22-3054 (1010 amino acids)
Biological process (GO): immune response
Molecular function (GO): polysaccharide binding; scavenger receptor activity
Source: RefSeq, a predicted model, not a curated record
GCACAGUACCUGAAAAAAAUCAUGGAGUGGAAAAUACUUCCCAUUUACUUGCUGCUGCUUUCUGUUUUCUCGAUUCAGCAAGCUUCUUCUCAAGGUUUACCAAGCUGUGCAGGGAGAUGUGGGGAAGUGUAUUCUAGAGAUGCCGCCUGCAACUGUGAUUAUAACUGUCAACACUACAUGGAGUGCUGCCCUGAUUUCAAGAAAGUCUGCACCGAGGAACUUUCCUGUAAAGGCCGCUGUUUCGAGUCCUUUGUGCGAGGAAGGGAGUGUGACUGUGAUGCCGAGUGUAAGACCUAUGGCAAGUGCUGUUCCGAUUACGUGGACUUCUGUGAAGAAGUGCACAAUCCCACAUCACCACCAUCUUCAAAGACUGCACCUCCAUCUCCAAGAGCAUCUCAAACCACCAAAUCAGCAACCAAACAUUCACCUAAAUCACCAAGCAAGACGACGACUAAGAAAAUUAUAGAAUCAGAGGAAAUAACAGAAGAACAUUCUGUUUCUGAAAAUCAAGAGUCCUCCUCCUCUUCCUCUUCCUCUUCAAGUAUUCGGAAAGUCGCGUCUUCCAAAAAUUCAGCUGCUAAUAGAGAAUUACAGAAGAAACCCAAAGAUAAGAAGAGAAUAACUAAAAAGAGACCUACCCCAGAAGCACCAGUUGUAGAUGAAGCUGGAAGUGGACUGGACAAUGGUGAUUUCAAGCUCACUCCAACUCCUGACAUUCCUACCACCCAAAACAAUAAAGUCUCCACAUCUCCCAAGAUUACAACAGUAAAACCCAAAAAUCCUAAACCCAGUCUUCCACCUGGUACAAGCACUGCUAAGGUCACAUCCAAAGAGACAUCUUCAACAAUAAAAACUAAAGACAUCAAUACGACAAAUAGACAGACUUCAGCUAGUACAAAAGAGAAGACUACUUCAGCUAAAGAGACACAAAGUGCAGAGAAAACAUCUGCUAAAGAUUCUGCAUCCACGUCUGAAGUGUCUACACCCAAGGCUGAAACUACAACCAAGGCCGCUGCUCUUGUGACCCCUAAGCAGUUGACUUCCACCACCACCAAGGUGCCUAUUCCUACCACCCCUAAGAAGCCCGCUCCCACCACCUCCAAGGUGCCCAUUCCCACCACCCCCAAGGUGCCCGCUCCUACCACCACCACCCCCAAGGCACCCAUUCCCACCACCAAGGAAUCUGCUCCCACCACCCCCAAGGUGCCCACUCCUACCACCACCACCACCCCCAAGGUGCCUGCUCCCACCACCCCCAAGGUGCUCACUCCUACCACCACCACCACGCCCAAGGUGCCUGCUCCUACCACCACCACCACCCCCAAGGCGCCCAUUCCCACCACCCCCAAGAAGCCUGCUCCUACCACCACCCCCAAGGUGCCCGCACCCACCACCCCCAGGGUGCCUACGCCCUCUAGUCCUGAGACCUCUAAUCUGAUUACCACUGUGGGGCUUCUCACUACUCCCAAGACCCCUGUGGAACCAACCCCUGAGUUUCCUGUAGAACCCACACCAAAGGCUCCUGAAAAAGAUCCCAAGGAGCCUGCUUUACCUACAACCAAAGCUGCUGACUCCACCAAACCUGAAAUGACAACAAUAGCUAAAGAGAAGACAACAGAAAAAGCCAUACAUACUACAUCUGCGAUUACAACUAUUGGGCCUAAAAUUACAACAAAAGUAACAGCAACUACAACAGAAGAAAAGACCACUGAAUCUAAAAUAACAAGUACAACCAUGCACGUGACAUCUACCACAACUGAAGAUAACCCGUCAUUGAAAAUAACUCCUAAUGCAACAAUUAUUACACCCAAAGUAACUACAACAAAAAAGACAACCACUAAGACUGAAGAGACUAUGAACAAACCUAAAGAAGUAACAGCCAAACCAAAAGAUACAGCUACUAGUUCUCAAGUGACAACUCCUAAACCACAAACGCCAACCAAAGCACCCCAAAAGCCCAAUUCUACCCAAAAGCCAACUACAACACCUAAAGUGAGAAAACCAAUGACUACAACUCCUUCAAAGAUGACUAUAUCAACAGUACCUGAAUUAAACCCUGCCUCUUUAGAUGAAACCAUGCUCCAAACCACCACCAGCUCUAACCAAAGGCCAAACUCAGACAUAGUUGAAGUAAAUUCAAAGAAUGAAGAUGCAGACACUGCCGAAGGGGAAAAACCUUACCUGAUUCCUAGGCCCCCGGUAUUUAUUCCUAUUCCAGGCCUGGAAUCCAGAGUGAUUAGCAUAAACCCCAUGUUUUCAGAUGAGACUAAUUUAUGUAAUGGUAAACCAGUGGAUGGACUGACUACUUUGUACAAUGGGACAUUGGUGGCAUUUCGAGGUCAUUAUUUUUGGAUGCUAAAUCCAUCCAGUCCACCAUCUCCAGCUCGUAGAAUUACUGAAGUAUGGGGUAUUCCCUCCCCCAUUGAUACUGUUUUUACCAGAUGUAACUGUGAAAGGAAAACUUUCUUCUUUAAGGAUUCUCAGUACUGGCGUUUCACCAAUGAUAAAAUGGAUGCAGGGUAUCCCAAACAAAUUGUAAAAGGAUUUGGAGGACUAAAUGGAAACAUAGUGGCAGCUCUCUCAAUAGCUACAUACAAGAACAGGCCCGAAUCUGUGUAUUUUUUCAAGAGAGGUGGGAGGAUUCAGCAGUAUACUUAUAAACAGGAACCAACCACAAAGUGCACUGGAAGAAGGCCUGCUAUAAAUUAUUCAGUGUAUGGAGAAACAACACACAUUAGGAGACGUCGCUUUGAGCGGGCUAUUGGGCCUUCUCAAACACACACCAUCAGAAUUCAGUACCUGCCUGUCAGAGCCGAUUACCAAGUUAAAGGUUUCCUCGAUAAUGAAGACAAAGUGAGUACACUGUGGAGAGGAUUUCCAAGUAUGGUUACCUCAGCUGUAUCACUGCCCAACAUCAGAAAACCUGAUGGCUAUGAUUACUAUGCCUUUUCUAAGGAUCAAUACUAUAACAUCGACGUGCCUAGUAGAACAGCAAGACCAAUUACUACUCAUUCUGGGAAGACCCUAUCCAAAGUCUGGUACAACUGUCCUUAGACCGAUGAUGGGCAAAGGAAGAGCCAACUAAUUAAAAGAACGAUAAAUUUGACACUGAAAUACAUUUUAUUAAUAAAGAAUGUUGAGAUAAGCAUACCAACUUAAAUACAAAAAUGUUUUUAAACGCGACAAUCAUUACACUAAAACAGAUUUGACAAUCUUAUUCACAACUAGUUUAUAGAACAUUUAAUUAAUAUUUCCUCUAUUUAUUCCUCCUCUC